AAAGUGUAUUUCACUUCUUGCCAACUUUUCUUGCACAAACAACUCUUUGGUUGUUUGAUCUAAGUUUGGAAGUUAACAUUUUUAAAGAACAAAGAGAAAGGGCCACAAUCAAAUUUAUUGCACGAAUCCCAACACGGCUCUGUUUAUCAUCGUACACAGUACUGUACAUAGUAAACUAGGCUGUGUUGGUGUAUAUAGACCAACAACCAACAUAAGAAAUAUAGAUACACAUAUACAUACAAAUAAUGUCUAUGAAUUUGGUCAUCAAUGGAUUUCAACCAUCUUCUUGUUGUUUCUUCAAGCCUUCUCUUCAAUGGACUCCAAGAACUCAUCACCAGCUUUUAUUCUCCAAGCCCCCAAAAUUGAAUCUACAGGUAAUGAGGAGAAAAGGGUGGCGUUGCAAGGCAGUGUUAUCUCAAGAUGCCCCUUUUGCAGUUGCCAUUGGUGCUUGCAUCCUCAGUUCUUUAGUUUUUCAGACAUCACCAACUAAAGAAGAUGAUGAUCAAGAUUCUGAUGGAGCUGUAAUUGACGCUGAUGAUACAAGGUUUGCUGUCAUGGGGAUCAUUAGUUUUAUCCCUUACUUCAAUUGGCUGAGUUGGGUUUUUGCAUGGACUGAUACUGCUAAGAGGCGUUAUGCUGUCUAUGCCCUAGUUUACUUAGCACCUUACUUCAGGUCAAACAUGUCACUAUUACCUGAAGAUAGCUGGUUGCCUAUUGCCAGCAUUAUUUCCUGCAUAAUUCACGUUCAGCUGGAAGCAAGCAUAGCAAAUGGUGAUCUUCAGAGUUUCCGAUUAUUUAGUGAGGGUGCCAAGGAUUUACUAGGAAUGAAAGAUGACACAAUCUCUAGUGAGGAGAGAAGAAAAGAUUCCCAAAACCUACCUUCUGCCCAGGAACAAUCUCGGAAGGUAGACGGAUGGAGAGUUAAUGCAAAGUCUUCUGAAGAUUUUGAAAAAUCGAGUCAGAGUGAACUUGAUGAUGAAGAGGUCCACUAGAAGGUUUCUUUGAUUAUGAAUAUGUUGGACAUUAUUCUUACAGAAGUUCAAGCAAUGGAAGAAUCAGCAUUUUGUCUAUGUGCAAUAGUUUAUCAUAAAUUUGCUUGUUCAAAAUGUUUGGGGUUACAGAGGAAAAUACACUAGGUUCGAGAAAGCUGAUAUACAUAUUUAUCUGUGUAUUAGGAGAAAAAUAGUUUAGCUCCAUUGAUAGUCUAACUAAAGGGGCUUAUUUUAAGAUA
Molecule: messenger RNA, 1231 nt
Organism: Daucus carota subsp. sativus
Lineage: Eukaryota; Viridiplantae; Streptophyta; Magnoliopsida; Apiales; Apiaceae
Exons: 6
Coding region: 246-992 (248 amino acids)
Source: RefSeq, a predicted model, not a curated record